CUUCUUGGGCUGUGCUUACUAAGCCGGCGCGGCGCGGGGAGUCUGCACAGGUUCCCGCUGGUUCGCGUCCCGCCCGGGGAGUGGACGUGUGUGCACGACGCGCUGGUUUUAUGACGGUGAUGAUGAAGCUCUGCGUAUCCUGGGGAUAAAGAGCCCGCCGCCCAUGCUAUUGGAGGGCUGGAGAUAGAAAACGUCACUUUCCACCAUGAAGGAUUCUUCUGGAGAUGUUGGUUUAAUGGGAUUGUGGAAGAGAAUGAUUCCAAUAUCUGGCAGUUCUGGUACACCAAUCAGCCACCAUUGAAGAACUGCACGCAUGCUUACCUGUCGCCAUAUCCCUUCAUGAGAGGAGAGCACAACUCGACCUCCUAUGACUCUGCAGUUAUUUACCGUGGCUUCUGGGCGGUCCUGAUGCUUCUUGGGGUAGUUUCUGUGGUGACUGCGAGCUUUUUGAUCAUCUGCGCAGCCCCCUUCGCCAGCCAUCUUCUCUAUAAAGCCGGGGGAGGCUCCUACAUCGCCGCAGGCAUCCUGUUUUCCUUGGUGGUGAUGCUGUAUGUCAUCUGGGUCCAGGCAGUGGCUGACAUGGAAAGCUACAAAAACAUGAAAAUGAAAGACUGCUUGGAUUUCACCCCUUCUGUGCUGUACGGCUGGUCAUUUUUUCUGGCCCCAGCGGGGAUAUUUUUUUCUUUGCUAGCUGGAUUACUAUUUCUAGUAGUUGCACGGCAUAUUCAGUUACAUCACUAAUCAAACUGUUGCCACCAGUAUUUUCUUGAGAGAUUUUAAAACAGAGCAUUUUUUUUUUUAAUUUUGUCUCUGUGAUCCUGGCAUAGAAUGAGUUGAUGUAACUUUUUAGUUGCUAUGUGAAUUAUCCAUUUUACUUGGGAUCUUCUCUAAUAAGAGGGUCCUAGAAUCUCUCCAGACUCCAUCUUGCUUCCAUCUUAUCUAAGUGCUCUCAAGAAUCUAGUUUUUUAGGGAACAGGUAACAUGGGCCUUCCCUUCACUGCACUUGUUAGAGUUUGCGGGUAACAAAGGCCUGGCAGUAGCAGAAAACAGUCACCAGGGGCAAAUCAUGAUUUGAGUUAAGCGUCCUCCUUGGCAUUCACUUCUGCUGCUCUUAAAAAAAUCCUUUGGAAUCCCAUAUCUGAUAAGAGGUUAAAAUCCAGAAUAUAUUAAGAACUCCUACAGCUUAACAACAGUAACAGCAGCAACAACAAAGCAAAUACCAGAUUUAAAAAGGGGCAAAGGACCCGAGCGGAUGUUUCUCCAAAGAUGAUGUGCAAAUGGCCAAAAAAAAAAGUCCUUUGGAGAUUAAUUAAGAACAACAAACAAAUGUUGUCAGAGAAUUUACUCCAUUUCUUCUCCACACACAUAAAUAUCCACAUACACAUGUACUGACACCUGCGAGCAGAUUAUUCAUUAUUUAAAAAUAGACAGCAGUUGUUCUUGUAGCAGGGGCUGCGUGAACUCACCAGUUACAACGGGUCACAACAAAAACAACAUGUACUUAUUCCACUUCCUUACGAAAAACAAGUUUGGUUAUGUAACGUAUUCACUUAAUUGUGCAUGCUUACAUAAAUCUUAAACUAUAUUUAAAAGAAGCAAAUCUGUACACCAAAUCACAUACAAUGAAGAUUGGAUUUUUAUGAACUUAAAGUGGGUUAAUUGUAUAUGUAAUAUGGUUGAAAACAUGUAAAAACCAAGCGCCUUCACUUUGUACAUAAUUCUAUUCGAUAUUUUUAGAUUUCAUUUAAAAAUUAUAUUGCUAUAUGUUCAGCAUGUGAAAAUUUAUUGAUGAAAUGUGCUUUUAAUAUGCACUCAGCUAUAAACUUUCGAAAUAGUUCCAGAUGAGGAUGAUAACAGCCUUGCUUUAUUAAAGACCGUGAAAUGUGAACUUUUCCCAAGAUCUUACGGGUUAUAGUUCUGAUCAUUUGAUUCCCUUAACGGUCGUCUCUCCCUGUCUUCAGCUUUACGGCAGGUAUGUUAACAUGUACAGAUCUGCUAUUUCCUUUAACCUCUUGGAAGAUAACGUUUUGGGGAUGGUUGUGGGAAUUAUUCUUUAUUAUUCACUAGAGUAGACAUUUUGCAUAUCAAAGAUUUUUGUUUGGCACUAAUUUUGAUUGAAAUCAAAUCCAUCUGAGAAGCCUAGGUCGUAUUUGCAUUUUGGAAGCCUCCUGACAGAGGAGUUCCCUGUUAGUGAAGGAACAGAGGCCCUGCGUGGUGUGCGGCCUGUGUUUCAGGCACAGCAUUUUACUCCGCAGCUGUUUGAAUACCGAGGGCCUGACUCGGAGGCACAUUAAAGGGUGACCACCUAGAAGCCGCUGUAGGAUAGAGGUGUGUGGCUUUCACUCUGGGCUCCCAUGAUGGGGAGAUUGUCUGAAUCUUCUCUGCACAUCUUGUACUUUCCAUUAAACCUUGUUUCAGUGAGAGGGCGCUCUGGGGGAAGAGCGAAGAUCUGAGGUAUCUGCAGAUCACCAGGGUAUUUUAGGGGUUAGUGACAGGGCUUGCGUGUUUAAAAAAAAAAAAAAAAAGACUUCAGGGCCUUAACUGGUCUCUCAAGCCGUUUCAGUUUUAUCAUAAACGUUUUCCUGGUCCUUUCCUUUGUCUUUUUCUGUUUCAUUUUUAUAUUGCUUCAUUUAUUUCUUUGCUUUUGGCUUGAUUAUUACAAAAAUAAUUAUGGGUUCUGUUAUUCACAUUGACUGUGAUAUUAAGUUGUAGCAUGCUAUUAAGUUUUCCAGACGAUGCUAGAUGUAUUUGCUUAGUUCAUGUCAUCUGUAAAUACAAUUCCUUUUUGUAGAACUUUGGAAUGGAGCCUUUUUCUAUGUAUUAUACAUCAUUUAAAUUUCACAUGCAAGCUGCUUUUAGUAAAGGUUUGAAUAUUUGUAGUUUUCAGAUGGUUACUCUUACUUUCUAAUACUUACGCGACGACCGUUUAUUUAUCUUAAGGCAAUUGGCUGAAUAUCUGAUGUACAUGACACUUUCACACAGAUCAACACUUUGGAAGUGUUUCAUAGGUGUAAUGCAUCGGUCACACGAGUUCAAACACAUUUCCUGACCUAUUUCACCAGCAAUCCAUGGAAGA
Molecule: messenger RNA, 3076 nt
Organism: Globicephala melas (long-finned pilot whale)
Lineage: Eukaryota; Metazoa; Chordata; Mammalia; Artiodactyla; Delphinidae
Gene: TMEM182
Product: transmembrane protein 182
Cellular component (GO): membrane
Source: RefSeq, a predicted model, not a curated record